AUGAAUUUCGACGAUAGUGCGAGUAGUGGCUAUGCCACGGCGGAAACAAUAUAUGGAACACACGAAGAUAGUCAUGUAGUGAUGUCAGAAAAGGUUCAAUCCCUAGCAGGAAGUAUCUAUCAGGAGUUCGAAAAAAUGAUCGCUCGAUAUGACGAAGACGUCGUUAAAACUUUGAUGCCUUUGCUUGUAAACGUUCUGGAGUGCCUGGAUUCCGCCUAUCAAACCAACCAGGAGCAUGAAGUAGAAUUGGAGCUGCUGCGGGAAGACAACGAGCAACUGGUAACACAGUACGAGCGCGAAAAAUCUGCAAGGAAGCAUUCGGAGCAAAAGCUCUUGGAAGCUGAAGAUCAUUAUGAAGGUGAGAGAAAAGAUCUGACAGGACGGCUGGAGGCUCUGGACAGCAUUGUCCGCAUGUUAGAACUCAAGCACAAGAACUCCUUAGAUCAUGCCAGUAGACUUGAAGAACGUGAAAAUGAACUCAAAAAGGAAUAUGCCAAGUUGCACGAGCGCUACACGGAGCUGUUCAAGACGCACAUGGACUACAUGGAGCGCACCAAGCUGCUGCUGAGCACGGCGGGUGAGCGAGAGGGCCGACCGCGCCUCGGCCUGCACCCCGCGCGCUCCAGCGGGCCGAUCUCGUUCGGGUUCGCGUCGCUGGAGGGCGCGGUGCACGACGCGGAGCAGACCGAGAGCAUCCCCGGCAGCCCCGUCAGCCUGUCCUCCUCGCCGCCCUCGCCGCCGAUCGGCUCGGAGCUGGCGGCGGUGCGCACCGUGGAGCGCGCGCAUCAGACCGACGCCAUCGCGCAGCAUAACCAGGAGAGGACUUGG
Brenthis ino (lesser marbled fritillary) is the source of this 828-nucleotide messenger RNA. The record is from the annotation of a GenBank genome assembly. Lineage: Eukaryota; Metazoa; Arthropoda; Insecta; Lepidoptera; Nymphalidae.